This is a messenger RNA of Caenorhabditis angaria, 936 nucleotides long. Lineage: Eukaryota; Metazoa; Nematoda; Chromadorea; Rhabditida; Rhabditidae. The record is from the annotation of a GenBank genome assembly.
AUGAUUAUUAGCACCGGUUCCCUGCAGAAAACUGCAAUAAUUGAACUUCAAAAUUCCUUUUAUUUUGCUAAUCCCCGUCAUGCUAGAACUGAAUUUUUUAUUGAUGGAUUUCUAUGGUAAUUUUUAUUGUUAAUUAUUUUGUGUGGAAUAAAUUGAAUCAAUCAAUCUUUUUGUAGGAAAUUCUGUUUUGAUGAGCAAAUAAUCACCGUCAAACUUUUAUCUGAAAUAUCUGAUGGAGACUACAUAAAUCUGAUCUUAGAUGUUUCUGAUUACACUUACCGGAAAACAAUCGUGAGUCCGAGGUUCUGCAACCCACAGAAAUUGUGACGUUAUUUUUCAGACAGCUGAAAUCUCAACAAACAGUCUGUGUUUCACAUUUGAUUGGAAUUCUUGUACUCACUCUGUUCAGAUAGGCAUUGACCAAAAGUUUAUGUAUGUUUGAUGAACUACAUAAAAAUUAUCAAAAUUAAUUAUGAACCUUUUACAGAGAAUGUCAAUUAUCAGGACACGACUUUUCAAAACCAGAUGACUUAUCGGAUGCAGUUUUGAUUGUAGAAAAUGUUAUUUUUCAUGUUCAUACAACGGUAUUUCUUAAAAACGAUUUUUUUUCAAAUCUAAUUUUUUUCAGAUCUUGAGCUUGUUCUCACCAUAUUUCAAAACACUAUUUUUCGGAAAAUUCAAAGAAUCGAGUGAUUUGUCGAAGCCAAUUGAAUUAAAAGAAAUCAACCCAAAAUCAUUUCGAAACUUUUUGAACUGUUUAUAUUCGUAUCCAUAUAACUUUAAAGUUACAAGUGAGUUAGGUAUCAAAGUCUCGAUUUCAAAUAACUUUUAUUUUCAGGAGAAAACGUGACUGAGUUGCUUGAGUUGGCACACUUCUAUGAUUGCAAAAACGUUUUGGCGAUAUGUGAGACAUUUAUUGAUAAACAUAAUUGCUGA